GAGUUUAGUGCCCGGCCCAGAUCCUGAUGAGGGAUGCAGUCAGGUUCUUUUUGGAUCCUGAAGCCUUUUUUAAAAGGGCAGAGGUGGAGUUUCCCUCUCUCCUCUCUCCAGGCCUGAGUCUGGCUCACAGCGGUUGGGUGUUUCCAAUCUCUGGUAACUCCAUCGAUCCUGUCCCCCCUACUGUUGCUUGAAUAUUUGUAAUUUUAAGUGAGAUCUUCCUCAAUCUUUAAAAACAACGAUGGAUCAGCAGAAGUAUCGCACAGCAGGAGUGCAGGAGAAGCUGGAGAUUGUCGGGGUGGAGGACGCUGAUGGGAACCCCAUCAGCGCCCUGACAAUCCUGUCUCUGCUGGAGCGCGUGGCGGGCAUCAUCGAUAAUGUCCAGUCCUGCCAGCAGCGCAUGGAGGAGCGUCAGCUGGAGCUGGAGAACAACAUCAAGACCAUCCAGGGAGACGUGCUCAAACUGGCCAAAGAUCACAACGACACCAGCGGCACGGUGGAGAAGCUGCUGCAGAAGACCCGCAAGGUCAGCGCCAAUGUGAAGGAGGUCAGGUCGCGUGUGGAGAAGCAAAACGUUCGUGUCAAGAAGGUUGAAAGCACGCAGGACGAGCUGCUCACCCGCAACAAGUUCAGAGUCGUCAUCUAUCAGGGGGAGACAGAGAUCCCAUCAGUCGCUGUCACAAAGUCUCCCAAAGGAACCGGCUUGGAUGGGCUGGAGAUCGAGCCAGACACCUAUGACAUCCCUGCUGACCUCUCCUCUGAUGAAGAGUACCUGAGCGUGGAGGAGGCUGACCCAUCACGGGCUGCACGCCUCAAGAAAUCUGUCGUAAAGAGCACGGAAACCAUAAAGGCCGCCUUCUCCAAGGAGAACAUGACCAAAACCAAAGACAACCUCGGCACCAAGUUCCACAACCUGGGAGAGAAGGUGAUGCCACCAGAGCGCAGGGACAAGAUGCACCAAGCCGGCGAGCGGCUGAAGCAGUCCGGAGAGCGGCUGAAGGAGAACAUCGCCAAGAAGGCUCCGAGCAAAGAGGCCUUCCGCAUCAAGCUGAAGAAAGAGAGAGCGGUCGCCGAGGGCCAGGAGGGAGCCGAGGCAGAAGCCCCGAGCACGGAGGCAGGGGCGGGGGUCACCUACACCGAGGUAGCAAUGGAGUCAAAGAGAGAGGGGCCUGUGGAGGAGGCCAGCGCCACCCGGAUAGGAAAGUAGUCCAGACGCCACAUCAUAGAGCGCCUGCACAAAAAGGAAGAUGGACAUCUGAGAAAGUCCGUGAUUGGUUGGCAUUGAUGAAGAAGAUUUUUAUUUUAAGGAAUGUGAUAUAAAUAAAGAAGAUGGUCUUGGGAUUGGUAUCCGUUCUGACUCCAAAACUCAUCAGGAUAAAAACUGGUUAUCUAUCAGCUUCAUUCAGGGUCAGGUUACUUCCUGCAAACACUAUUCACCAAAAACAGACUACUUACUGUACCAUGGCGUGAAUGUAAGAAUCUUUAAGUCAAAUGCACUAAGAAAAAUUCAGCUUUAGAACUUGUUUAGAGUUCAUAUUUUAGAUUGUUAACAAGUCAUGUCGUGAUAAGUAUCAGGUUGUUUGAGGUAUAUGAACAAGAUGGUUGAAGUUUAGAAAAACAGUUACUAAAGGAUGAUGAAUGUUGGUCUAUAGUUCAUGUUUUCACCUUUAACUGAUGUACAUAUAAUGUUGUACAAACUGCCUUAACUAGGGAUUCGGUCGGUGCAGGCCUCAGCUGGUCUCUGAGGCUCCUGCAGAGAGAAUAAUAAGAGAUUCAACUUCAGACUGGUUUCUGUGUGCAGAUGGUAACAAGGGAAUAGAGGUAGGAAAAAAUUAAGGGUGCUUAAAAGCAGUGUCAGUGAUUGCUUUAAUUAAAGCUGCAUGAGGAGCCAAAGAUUGGUUCAAGUGAUUGCUAAGAGUAUAAUUUUAAAAGCACUAAAAGGUCACUUGGAGUUAUACUGAUGGUGAAUUUCCAUCUGUGGUACCAGCUAGACUCAACAUGGGCUCUGUCCCAAUAAACUCCUUGCCCCUACCACUUAGCCCUGACCCUGUGUUUUGCUCAUUCACAUCUGGGGUCAAGUGUCCAAGUUCUUUCUGGAGUGGAUGUGUAAGGUGAAGUGCAAGGGCUGCAUGGCCCUUUGAACAAAGAUUCUCCAGAGUAACCGAGAGUUAUAGGAAAUAUCCAAGAAUGCCUUACAAAUCAUCAGUAAAAUGGCUGUAACAUCAACAUAAGUCUACAAAUGUCAGAGAUUUCUUCAUAAAUAAGAGUCAAAAAUGAUAUCAAUCUUGGUAAUAUUAUAAUUUGAUUUAGUUUCAAUGCUUUGUGGUCCUUUUAUUUCAAAUAAGCUGGGGAUAUUGUUGCAACAAUGAGAGGACAGAGUUCUUGUUUCUGGGAAUUUUGUUCCAGAGAUGCUUGCAAUAAGUGAGGCGAAAUACAAACAAAAUGUCCUCCCUAAAUUGGGAGACAACGGCAGCACAAAGUCAAUAGAAGUUGGAGGAAUCGCCACCAGGAGAAUCAUAAGUAGUGCCAAGAGAAUUAGACUGGCUGCCCGUGGUGUAGCUUAACUUUUUUUGACUGGGGGGUCCCAACUGUAGCAGCAACUGGUGCGGGGAUGUUCUGGAAUAUGUACACUAACAUAACACAGGACCCGAUGGACUGGUCCAGGCACAACUGCAUGCAUCGUGGAGGGGGCAACUGGGAGGAUACCUGGGGAGAUGGGACAUGGGCCCGGCAUAGGCCUGGACGAUGGCCAUCAGGAAACCAGAGCAGUACAGGACCAAGGCUGACACAGCAAAAUGCCCAGAGGUGUCAGAAGUAUUUACAUUCAUUACUCAGGUAGAAGUAUAGAUACUAGGGUUUAAAAAGACUUCUGUAGAAGUUGAAGUAUCAACUCAAGCUUUUUACUCAAGUAAAAGUGUAAAAGUACUGGUUUCAAAACUACUGAAAGUAUAAAAGUAAAAGUAAUGUAAAGGGGAAAAAAUGCUAUUAAGGACAAAAGUUUAGGUUGCGCCACAGGGGCCAUAGUGCACUACCCCACGUCCCCAAAAAACAUUUUUCGAAAGGCCAUAAUGACCAUAAUGUUAUAUUAAAAUGUUAAUGUUGAAAAAUUUGGGAUGCACUUGUUUCAGCCGUAUUUAUGCCCACUGAAAAUGAACGCAUUUUAGUACAAUGCAAAUACAUUCAAGAAUCAUAUAUGUGUACUACCAACCUCCUCGCUGGUGCUUGGUUGGGACAUUUCGCUCGACUUCUCUUGAGUCUCUUCCACGGACAUCUUCGUACUGGGCUACAUACGUCUGCUAUUUCCUUGAGUGUGACGUAAUUUGUGUCGUGAGCAGGUGCAAUUGUUCCGCGUACAAACCAAUAGGGUGUCAGAAUGGUAUUAUGUUAUACUUACUCAUCCAACCACAAUCAAAUUCACUCUAUUCGGAUGACGUGAUUUAUCUGGAUAGGUUUUGGGGUUUUUUUAUUUGUGAAUUUUUGAACGAUGACAAGCCGGAAUGAAAACAAGCUGAAAUUAAGUAUGAGUAUGGAGGCUAUUUUUGAAUUGUAAAGAGUAGAAAGUACAGAUAAGUGCUUGAAAAUGUAAGGAGUAGAAGUAAAAAGUAGACUGAAAAAUAAUUACUCCAGUAAAGUAUAGAAACCCAAAAUUUCUACUUAAGUAAGGUAACGAAGUAUUUGUACUUAGUUACUUGACACCUCUGAAAAUGCCAAACCGGCACAUGCUCCUAUACCUGACCUGCCAAACCCAGUCUCAAGGAGAGCUACAAGAGGCCCACCACAAAGCCUGAAAAACUGAAUUAAGUAUAAGUCUUACCUCUGAUAAAACACAUAUCAUAGUUUAGAAAAUUGUGAGUUGAGUUGAUAACACAUUGUGGAAAACCCCCUCUAAGGCACCCAAAACAUACACUAAGGGUACCCACUUAGACGCCUCUAAAGGAACCUCUGAUCCAAAGCUAAAGGGUAUUUUUUCAUUUUUUCAUUUCAUACCCUUAACAAACUUAGGCAGGUACCUUGAAACUUUGGCCACAGAUACCGUUAAAAGACACCCAUGGUUACCUUUUAUGAAUGCAAAUGGUCGAUAAGAAAGUUCUCCAAAAGGCAGCCAAACAUUAGGCUGAGGAGUGCUUUCUUUUUCACAAUUCUAAUUUGAAAUUUACAUGAAACAGACGCUAACUUAAUACAUACACUAAAGGUUUCACUUAAGAAAACACUAGAAGGUACGAUUAAGAAACGGCCUUAACCUACUUUGGAAAAUAAAAAUUGGUAGUAUAAGACAUGAGCUAAAAGUUCCUCAAACUGAUGCUAAAGGUUACCUUUAAACAAACUUGCGAUGGUAGCUUGAUUUCUCGUGCUCAGAGUUUCUAAAGAAGAUAAGGUACAUUGAAAUAAUGCCAAAGGGCAACUGAAAAGUUACCAAAUGCUGAAGGGUGACUUAAAAUGAGUGUGCCCUUGAAACUAAUAAUUGCGUUAACUUACUGUUACCUAGAAACAACCAUUGAAGGUGCCAUGUUUCACCUUUAAAGGUAUCUUUAAACUGAUGCUAAUGAUUACUUUCUUGCAAAUGCUAAAUGGUACCUUAGAACCAGUGCAUCCUUGAAGAUAAUGCCGAAGUACUUUUAUGCUAAUGCUACCUUUGGAUUGACAUUUUGAAAAUGGUGGAUUAAAGUUAAAUUUAAUGGAUUUGACCUGCACUCUUAUCAACCACGUUGAUCAAAUCUCUGCUCACUGCAGCUUUAAGUUAAUUUGAGCAGCACGUACAGCAGGUAGUGGUAAAAAUAAAACAACUUUGCAUGAACUUUAGAGCAACACAGCUUCUUAGAUUGAGUUUUGACGCAAAGCUCUUCCUGAUUGUCACAUUAUUCUGCGAUUGCUCGUCUGAACAUGAACGUAGAGGGUUAGAGAUGUGCUUUUGGUGGCUUCAAAGAUUUUCAAGCUCUGCUGAAUUUUGAUAUAUGAACGUUUAAUUUUGCUGCUUGAUAUUCAUAGUUUCUUUUGAUGUUUAAGUGAAGUCUGCUGGAGUGAUUAGUGAGGCUGCAGCUUUGUUUGAGAUGGUAGAAUGAUCUGUUUUCUGAGCUUUAGUUACAGAUGGCUGAGCUUAUAAAGUACUGCUGCUCUUAUUUCUCAGUACUGUAGCUUUUUCUGAAAUAUAAAUGCUUUAAAACUGACUGUGUACCUGUGAUGCUGCUGCUGAGUCAACAUUUGCUUUAGAGUAGAAAAAUAUUCAUUUUUGUUCAUGUGGUUUGAGCAUUUUCAGCAAGCUUCCAUCUCUUGCAUCAUUUUUUAAGAUUUGUUUGAUUACAGCUCGGUUUGCAUUUAGCUUGAAUUUAAGUCCAGUUUUAAUGCUUCCAGUGAAAACAGCUGGUUUGACCUGUGUUGAUGUUUUGGUUUGGCUGUUAUUUAAAUGAAUCACUUGUGUUUUUUGUAUGAAUAAAGUUCUCACUGCCUGUAUGAACUGUUACACUGCAAUAAAAAUAUGUAACACUUUA
Cheilinus undulatus (humphead wrasse) is the source of this 5483-nucleotide messenger RNA. It is a transcript of the gene cavin4a, whose product is annotated as caveolae associated protein 4a. The record is from RefSeq and is a predicted model, not a curated record. Gene Ontology annotation, cellular component: caveola; cytoplasm. Lineage: Eukaryota; Metazoa; Chordata; Actinopteri; Labriformes; Labridae. Bases 239 to 1204 code for a protein of 321 amino acids. The transcript has 2 exons. Gene Ontology annotation, biological process: regulation of gene expression.